This is a messenger RNA of Suricata suricatta (meerkat), 1311 nucleotides long. RefSeq names its product alpha-1B-glycoprotein-like. The transcript is spliced from 3 exons. The record is from RefSeq and is a predicted model, not a curated record. Gene Ontology annotation, cellular component: plasma membrane. The coding region runs from base 1 to 1311 and encodes 436 amino acids. NCBI's taxonomy places the organism in Eukaryota, Metazoa, Chordata, Mammalia, Carnivora, Herpestidae.
AUGAGGCCAGCAGCCACGACCCUGAAGGGGCGGCAUUUACUGGAAGCCCUGGGGCGGAGGCAGGGCAGGCACCCAGGUCCCACUCACUGUCCUUCACACCUGGAGUGCGGUGACCUGGUGUCCUGUCAGAGCGACCCGGAUCCUGGCUACGGGGCUUCCAGGAUGUUGGGUAGUGGAAGGCCUGGUUCCUCCCCAGAGAUGAUACGCAGAGCCGGGGUGCCUUCGCCCCUGCAGUACGGCCCUCACCGUGGGCGCCCCUGCUCUCCGUGGGGGCUGGAGUUCGCUCUGGAGGGCCAGUGGUAUGAGGAGGAAAGGGGUGACAGUCCGCACACCCGUGCUCACGGCUUCUCCCUCAGUGUGCAGUUGGCCCCCUGCAAGUGUUUCGUAUCUCUGUCUCCCCGUGUCGCUGCCUCCCUUUCCUCCAUCAGAGCCUUCCAUUUCCCUGGUUCCACUCACGUGAGUGUGGAGGGCCAGGUGUGGCUGGGCCACCCAUGUCUCCCAAGACCUGCAGAACCACCCAUUGACCCUGCUCCACCCGCAGAGACCCUGCCCCCACCUUGGCUCUCAGCCCAGCCUGUGCCCUGGAUCACACCUGGCCUGGACACGAAACUGCUGUGCCGCGGGGGAUUUCGGGGUGUGACCUUCCUGCUGAGGCUGGAAGGCGACGACCAGUUUCUGGAGGUGGCGGAGGCCCCUGCAGACGUGGAAGCCGCCUUCCCAGUCCGGCAGCCCGGGAACUACAGCUGCAGCUACCGGACCCAUGCGGCAGGCUCGCCCUCUGAGCCUAGUGCCACCGUGACAGUCACCGAGCCCGGCGCACCUUUGCCGCCCACGCUGAGUCUCAUGGGAGGAGAGUCUGCAGAGAUCCUGCAUCCGGGGACCCUCACAACCUUAGUGUGCACGGCGCCUCUGACCAGCGUGCACUUCCAGCUGAGGCGGGGGGAGGAGGUGCUUCAAGUACCCAUGAGCUCCACUACCCCAGGCCGCAUCUCCUUCCACCUGAAAGCCGUGGCUCUGGACGACCGCGGUCUCUACACCUGCCGCUAUCAGCUGCAUGACCAGCCGACCUGGUCCUGGGACAGUGAGCCCGUCGAGCUGCUGGUCAGCGACGGUAAGCCUGGCGGCCUGGGGCUGGAAGGCGACAGUGCGUCUCUCCGGGGACGGCGAGUGGGAGGAGAGACCCGGGGAAGGGUCCCCCGAUACUGGACGGCUCCUGCUGGGGCACGAUCCAGACUCAUCCGCCCAGCCUCAGUUUCACCACCUGAAAAUGAGACAAUGAGCUCUGCAACCCCAAGGCCCCAGGAAGAAUAA